This is a messenger RNA of Paramuricea clavata, 4044 nucleotides long. NCBI's taxonomy places the organism in Eukaryota, Metazoa, Cnidaria, Anthozoa, Malacalcyonacea, Plexauridae. The record is from the annotation of a GenBank genome assembly.
AUGGAAGAAAAUGCCGCUUUAGAGGAGUUCUUAUAUUUGAAUGGUCUUCGUAAGUGGUCGGUAGCUAGUGAUGGAUUGUGCUUAAUAAGCAGCUGGCAAAUCGCAAUGAAAACACACUUGCAGAAAAAUUACAGCGGUGGAAAUGCGGCACUCAAGUUUGAUGCAGUUGACAAUUUGCGUAAAAACCCAAACCACUAUCAACUCAUUGGUAAUUACGAAGAUGAUUUCGAGAGGUUCUUGGAAUAUAAUGAUUACGCUGGUAAUUCUAUAGAUUUAUUGCCUUAUGCACUUGCCAACAUCACUGGUGUGUGUUGUAUAAUACUUCAAGUGGACAAAAAUGGCGAAAUUCGUACCUUUCACAUUCCCCCAUCAUACGACAUACCUGAUAACGAACCAAUUGUUAACCGACCUCCAGAAAUAACACUGAUCUACUCACCAACUAGACAGCAUUACGAUGUUGCCUUGACAUGUGAUGAAUACCAAGCAAUGGUUAUGGAAAAAACAGAAGCGCAAAAGGUAUUUAUUGAUCUUUCCAUAGACGAAGAUAUUAUUGAUGAAUCCGAAUGUAGCGACAGUAGCAUUGAUAAUGAAGAUAUGUACCGGGAUAUUUUCGCCGAUGACCCGGACAGUUCUGAUGACGAAAAUUUUACAUUCUGCGUUGAUGAUAAAGAGAUAAAGUUGUUUCUCCGGUCCAAGUCGAUAAAAGAAUUAAAGCUCUUAGCUGAACAGCACAAAAUAUCUCUUGUAAAUGUAAUCGAAAAGCAGGAUCUUGUACUACGUCUAGCUAGUAAUCCAACAUUGAAAAUAUGUGUAUCGAAAGAUAUGGGUGAGAAGAAAGCUGCCGAAGUGAAAGAAAGAAAACGAUCAAAGAAGGUAGAUCCCACAUGGUGGGAGGAUAUUGAAGCCAGAGAGGUGGAAAAAAUUCCGUACGACAUCGAUGGAACAUGCGUGUUCAAAUUAAGUUUCGAUCCCGUAGACCGACUCAAGUCCAGCGCAGAUGGAAGAUCUUGGGAAAAGUCGUACACAUGUAACACGAAAGAGUUUCCUAAUGGUCGAAGAAAAGCAGCGAAAUGUGGCGGCAGUUACACAUGCAUAAACAAUCUAUGUAUGUUUUAUGUACAAUAUGGGAAAGAAAACAACGUGCAAUGGAAGAAAACUGCUGCUGGGACCCGGCUAUGCAAGUGUUGCAAUCACUUAAUGCAACACAUACCAUGCGAGGCAAGAAAAAUAUGGGCGUUUUACCAAGAGCACGUCAUUGUCAGGCAUUUAGGAUUCCACACAUGUCCAGCAAGAAUUCCCAUGACCUUCCCCGAAGAAAUUAGCGAAACCUUCAGUAGAAAUCCCAAGACUAAACCCUCCAAAUUACAACGCGAUAUUCUGGUUAACUCUCUUCGAGAAUCCGGUAAUGUGAACGCCGUAAAAGAGUUGGCCACCAAUCUUCUCGACAAAAAAAAACUUAGAAACGAAAAACAAAAACAAUCUAAAGUAACCCACCCGCAUGGACACAGUUUUGAUGCAGUAGUUCAUCUUAAGAGACAGCUAGAUGCACAGGAUCCGUUCCUUAUCUUUGAGAUAAAUGGCGAGGGUAUGAACGAGAAUCCAUCAUAUGUUUUCAAAAGCAGCACCUUUUUGGCUAAAAUUGCUUUGGAAAUGGAUAGGUCCGGCAACCACUAUAUGUCGAAAGAGUGGGUUUUCUUUGACGCGGCCCAUAAAAGAUGUCGAGGAUUCAAAACAUUUAGCAUCACUACAUUCCACCCACUUUUAAGAAAGAUAGUGAAGUUAGCAACCAUGCGGGAAUGCAAAGAGGAAGACACCAGAUCUGUGAAAAUAAUGUGGGAGUUGUUCAAUAAAGUUUUGCAAACCGUGUCUAGGCAAAAUUUCUACAAAUUGAAUCCAUGUGGAUGGAUGGUAGACGAAGCAGGGUCAAACUGGAAAGGACUUAAAGAAGUUUACGGAGAUGAUGUUCAGACAAGAAUCGUUAGUUGUCAAUUUCACUAUCAGCAAAGUAGGAACGAUCACCGGCGUAAGUUACUGACAGACGAAGAACGUGAUAUAUUUACCAGAUUAUCCAAUGCGCUUUUCACAGCUGUUACGCCUUCAGGAUUCAUGGAGUCCUAUGAAAAAUGCUUAAAUUUUAUCAAGUCGAAACCCAACCGUGAACACGUCCUACUUAACUGGUUAACCUGGUGGUACAGCAGGCGAUCUCACGUAUUUCCAGCAUUCCGUCCUCUGCACGGCGUCCCAAGUACAAACUUGGCCGAGUCAUUUAACUCUAUCUGGUCCAACAGUGAUACCAACAAUUUAUCGCUUGUCGAUGCUGCUUACUAUGACACAGUAGAAUCACUGAUGCUGGAGACAGAAUUUGAAUGUUUCAAGGCAGGAACAUUUAAGGGAGGAGACGGCCCAGACUUUCAUACCAGAGAACAAAAAGAGCGUGUUGAACAAAUGCGACGUGCAAGAGUAUACGCAGAAGAAAUUCGAAAGGGAGGCGAAACCAUUUCCGAAGGUCAAAAUUCUCGUCAGAACGCUUCGGACUCUUUUACUCCAACGAGCUGUUCACAUCGGCCUGACAAAAGAAGUAGUUCCAGCGAACGUACUUCCUUUAAGAAACAUAAAGGGUCUCAACAAAGGGAAGCGAAAUGGCGGCAAACAAGAAGCAAAGUAUUUCAACAAAGCUUGAAGAAGGCGAAAAACGAGCCUUUCCAGUUAGUUUCGGCAAAUCUUGGAAAACAUGAAUUUAUGGUAUAUUCCGUCAAUUCUAGGAACACUUACCUUGUUUCAGUGACAACUACCCCGCAUUGUGAAUGCCCCUUUUAUAUCGUUAAACAGAACAACACUCAGCAAAUAUGCAAACAUAUACUAUGGGUGUAUUUGUUUGUGUUGGAGAUCCCCGAGGAGAGUAAACUAAUUAACCAAGUAGCGCUACUAGAAUCUGAAAUACUGGAGCUAACAUCUAACGCUCCAGCUGUAAUCCCUCCCCGACUUUUCAGACCAUCUUCAACAACAAGUGGGUCUUUCGCUCAUAACACACAUUCAUCGGCAAGUAACAUGCCAUCUACUUCAACAGCAAACAUCUCUAGUGGUAAAGUACCGAAGAUGACGAAUGACGAGAUCAAUGGUUUGUUUGAAAAUUCGCCUCUUAACACCGCUCCUCAAGUUUGGACAGCAAUGAAGAAAAUUGGCAAGGGAAAACAACCAUCUUGUGCGGGGUGCAGAAGCAGCAAAAUACUUCCGGGAAGAAUUUGCAUCCACGUGAGCGGUUUGUAUGUACCACAAAACUGCAAUUUCUGCGUGAGCAGGAACUUCUAUUUUUGCGCAAAUUUAAACUGUGUUUCAAAAAAGCCGCUGGCGUCAAACUUAAUAUGCCCUCCAUUUCAAGUGCUCGUUGGUGAGGGGACUGCAUUAAGCCUGCAAGAGUAUGAAAUGUUGGUGGAGAGGGGUUUGCCCAUGGCGUAGCUCUAUGUCCAAAGGAACAAACUAGAAACUCUGUUUGUAUACACUUGAUUAAAAACUAUAUAUUUUUACAAACCGUAAAAAUUAUUAAGAUGUUAUUUGUUAGAUAUUGCUUUUUUGGUGUUUGGUUCAUUGUUAUGGUUUUGCUAAAAGUUAUAAACAAUAAUAAAAACAAUAAAUAAUUAACUGUUUAUUUACUCGUGCUCGCUUCACUUGCUAAGUACUAAAGUACUACUAGUUUCUACUAGCGUGAAAUGUUAAAACUUGAGAAAAAAGUAAAUUUACAAAAAAUUAUUAAAAUGUGGAAGUUUUUUUCCAAAAACUGACAUAACUCUCUUCAUAAAGUACUAUAAAAAGUAAAAAAGUAAAGUAAAAAAAAGUAAAAAAAAAAAGUAAAGAAAAAAAAAGUAAAAAAAAAGUAAAGUACUAUUAGUUUCUACUAGCGUGAAAUGUUAAAACUGACACGUGAGAAAAAAGGAAGUGGAAGUGUUUUUCAAAAAACUGUCAUAACUCUCUUCAUUGCCACAAUCAUGAAUGCGGAGAGUUAUAAAAAAUGAUAACUCUCUAACAUCUUCAUAAUGUUAACGAGAG